Aureobasidium subglaciale EXF-2481 is the source of this 2093-nucleotide messenger RNA. RefSeq lists its product as uncharacterized. Gene Ontology annotation, biological process: transmembrane transport. Gene Ontology annotation, molecular function: transmembrane transporter activity. Bases 398 to 2041 code for a protein of 547 amino acids. The record is from RefSeq and is a predicted model, not a curated record. The transcript has 3 exons. Lineage: Eukaryota; Fungi; Ascomycota; Dothideomycetes; Dothideales; Saccotheciaceae.
UUUCGCUCUUCGCAUCCUUGGCACCGACAACGUUGUUGAAUCAUCAUUGCAUUUUUGCAACAUUCUGAUGAUUCAUAUCAGACAUCUCUCGUGGACUUUGAUCUUGCUGCAAAAACCAACAGACACGAUCCGCUCGGACGAACGAUCACUCCGAACAAAAGUCUAUCCUAUCUCAAGCUGCAAACAAUAGGCCGACUUGCCAUCUUGCACCAUUGCCUCCUGAUGUUUCAACACAUGUCGGGAGAACAUAUCGAUAUGAUUAUCAAUCUCGAGUUGUAGGUGCCUGGAGAGUUGUAUGAUACAUAAGCAACGGCAACUCAUAUUCUUUCGAGAAACUAAGUACAAACCAAUAUCGUGAACACAUUACAGAGUGACAUCAUUACAGACAUCAAUCAUCAUGUCUCUAAUUUCAGAGAACAAGCCCGACUCGUACGAAAAGGACCUCGAAGAUGGACGUGCAGUCACUCCCGACCAGAAAGAGGAAGAAUUUGACAGAGGCAUGCCAAAGUGGAAAUGGUUUCUAGUCUGUGUUGGCAUCUACACGGCCGCACUUCUAUACGGUCUUGACACGACCAUUGCAGCAGAUGUCCAAGGGCCUAUCCUCGAAGCUUUCGGCGAUAUCGAGAAGCUUUCAUGGGUGGGCAUUGGUUUCCCCAUGGGCUCGGUAUCGAUCGUUCUGCUUGUCGGAGCUUUAUAUGCACUGUUCGAUAUCAAGUGGCUAUUCAUUGGCAGUCUGGUACUCUUUGAAGCCGGUAGCGCUCUCUGCGGUGCUGCUCCUGACAUGAAUGCUCUCAUUGUUGGUAGAGUCGUUGCUGGCAUGGGCGGAGCAGGCAUGUACCUUGGUGCCUUGACAUACAUCACAACAUUCACGAGCAAGAAAGAGCAACCUAUCUACAACGCCCUGAUCGGUCUGUGCUGGGGUGCAGGCAGUAUCCUCGGACCUGUCGUCGGCGGAGGCUUCGCUGUCAGCUCUGCUACCUGGAGAUGGGCCUUUUACAUCAACCUGCCCCUAGCAGCCAUCAGCUCGCCCGUAUAUCUCUUCCUCUUCCCGUCUUAUAACCCCAAGCCGGAACUGAGUGUCAUGCAAAAGCUCGCCACAAUCGACUGGCUGGGUGCUUUUCUAUUUGCAGGCAUCUUCGCGAUCUUGCAAGUCGCGCUGACCUUUAGCGGCUCUCUCUGGAAGUGGGAUGAAGCAGGUCCCAUCGCACUUUGGGUCGUAUUUGCUGUCUUCUUGCUCGCCUUUGUUGUUCAGCAAGGCUUCAGCAUUGGUACAACAACUGAGCGCCGCCUCUUCCCCGUACAUUUCCUCAAGAGCAGAACAAUGUGGCUGCUCUACACUGGAACUGCAGCAUCAUCUACUGGACUCGCACUCGGUGUCUACUACAUUCCAGUCUUCUUCCAAUUCACAAAGGGCGAUUCGCCUAUCAAGGCUGCUGUACGACUACUUCCCUACAUCUGCGUCUUCGUGGCUUCGGUCAUGUUGAGUGGUGGUCUUUUGCCAGCUUUCGGUCGCUACCAGCCUUUCUACAUCUUGACUGGUAUCCUGUUGAUCAUCGGCGGCGCCUUGAUGCAUACCGUUCACGUCGACACCUCUGUAACAAGCAUCUACGGCUUCGAAGUUCUCAUGGCCUUCGGAGCAGGAAUGAGCAUGCAAGUAGCCUACUCCGUCGCCGUCGCCAUCGUCGACAAAUCAGACACCCUCAACGCUGUCGGCUUUAUCAAUGUAGCUCAAAUCGGCUCCUUAUCCAUCGGUCUCUCUAUUGCCGGCUGCCUGUACCAAAACAUCGGCUUUGACAAUAUCAAGACCGCUCUGUCGGCGUACAAUUUCUCGGAUACAGGGAUUAGAGCUGCGCUUGGGGGUGCUCAUUCUACCAUCUUGGCUGGUGGGGAUAGAGUGCUGCAGGGCUUGGUGCUUGAGGCUAUUGCUGCCACGCUGAGGGAUAUUUGGGUGCUUACUAUUGCUGCUGGUGCGGUUGCUCUUGUUAGUGGCUUGUUCAUGAAGAGGGAGAAGUUGAAUUUAGAGAUGACUGCUGGAGGUUGAGAAUCAAUCAUGAGUUCGCAUACUACUAAUCAUUGAAGCCUGUUAAUUUGGG